AUGGGACAUUCCAAGUUGUCCUACCUAGCGACCAUUCUAUUCACAGGCUAUGCAGGUGCGAAUCUUGCGUACAAGUCAAGGCCCGACCUCGCCGCGCCGGUUUUAAACAUCACUAUCCCAGCAACAAAUGAAACAGCCGAUGGUCUGAUUUUUUACACGCCUGAAAGCAUCUAUGCGGAUAACACCGGCCAUGGGCCCGCACAAUCGGGUCCAUAUAUCUUCACCGACAAAGGAGAUCUAGUAUGGACCGGCUUUGGUUAUGUCGGACCUCGGAGCGAAAACUUCCUGGUCCAAAAUUACAGAGGACAACAGGUCCUGACGAUCUUUGAAGGCUCUCACAAUUCGCCCAUGGGCCAUGGACAUGGCCACACUAGCAUCUUCGAUAACAAGGUGGGGGGGCACAAACUCGCCGAUCAGCACGAGUUUCUCAUUUUCGAUAACCAUUCUGCUGUCUUUACUGUUUAUGAUCCUGAGAUCGCUGAUCUCUCGGCAUACGGAGCGAAAUCGGAUUCUCAGCAAUGGAUACUGGACAAUAAAAUACAGAAGGUGGAUACUGAUACGAAUCGCGUUCUCUGGGAAUGGAGUUCUCUCGAACAUGUCGACCCUGCAGGAACCAACCUGACCCUGCAAAGCGGAAACGCAGGCACGGGUGUGAACUCGAGCCAGGCCUGGCAUUACUUCUAUAUGAAUGCUUUUGAUAUAGACGUGGAAAGAAACCAAUAUCUUCUCUCUGCCCGAAGUAUGUGCACGAUCUUCAAGAUGGAUGGCGACACGGGAAAAAUUAUCUGGCAACUUGGUGGCCCGAAUUCGAAUUUCUCUCUUGGAGAUGGGGUGGAAUUUUGUUGGCAGCACGAUACCAGGAUGCAUCAGAAAUAUCUUCAGCAUGAGACGAAAGGAUCGAAGGAAAUUAUUUCUUUCUUUGAUAAUUCUGCCCAUGAAAAUCUCGCCGGUGGACCAGAUCUAAAAGCUCGCGCGUAUAGUGCCGGAAAGGUUGUUGAGUUGGAUACUGAAAACUGGACUUCGAAGCUUCUUGCCGAAUUCAGAGCACCGGGGGAUCUUUCUGUUCGAUCACAGGGGAAUUUGCAAUUGCUUCCGAAUGGAAAUGCGUUCAUCAACUGGGGCUAUGAUGGGGCCAUGUCAGAACACACGCCUGAUGGCUCGACAAUCUUCUUUUCCGGCAUGGACUCUGGAAAGCUUGGUCCCGGGUCAGAGAAUUAUAGGGCUUUCAAGUUCGACUGGCAUGGUCAGCCCUAUGAGGAGCCUGCUUUGGUCGCAUUCAAGGAAUCGAAUGGGACGGCUUUGUAUAUCAGCUGGAACGGAGACACGGAGAGUAAGGUGUGGAAGUUCUUCGGGGAAGAUGCAAAGGGACAAAAAAUGCUACUGGGUCAAGCGAAGCGGACUGGGUUCGAGACUGGCUUCCGCACUUCCCACAAACCUAUUCGUGUGGUAGCCGAGGCAUUUGAUGUCCGAGGUCACCGAUUGGUGUCCUCUUCGGUUGUCAAAACAAGGGAUUACAAGCUACGGCUUGAAUAUUCUUGA
Molecule: messenger RNA, 1539 nt
Organism: Penicillium manginii
Lineage: Eukaryota; Fungi; Ascomycota; Eurotiomycetes; Eurotiales; Aspergillaceae
Product: arylsulfotransferase family protein
Exons: 2
Coding region: 1-1539 (512 amino acids)
Source: RefSeq, a predicted model, not a curated record